AACAAAAAUAUAAAUUUGGACGCUACGUUACUAUGAUCUAUACUAUGGGUUUUUAGUGUCACUGGUUUACUCAAAGCAGUAAACUUUGAACUCUGAGGAAGUUACUUGUGUUGAGCAAUUGGCAUUGAGGUGCCAUGUAGCGAAAUCUGAAUGGAGAGAUCGAUGCUUGCGUUGAUUUUAGUUUGUUUUACUCUUGGGCUGUUCCAUUACGUUGUUGUGACUUAUUGAUUCGCAUUUCUGGUUAAGCUUUCAGUUGCAGUUCGCUCAACGUCAGAGGAAGACGUUAAAGGGAGAAAAAAGCUGAAGUUUUAAAAGUGAGAAAUGAGAGCUGUUACUGGAGAGGAGUUGGUUAAAUGGGAGAAGAUGGGAGGAAUGGGAGGCCAUGAAGAGAAGAUUCUGGUGUUAGUGAGGCUGAGGCCUUUGAAUCAGAAAGAAGUUGAUGCCAGUGAAGUAGCAGAUUGGGAAUGCAUCAAUGACACUACCAUCUUAUACCGGAAUACCCUUCGGGAAGGUUCCACAUUCCCAAGCGCCUGCACCUUCGACAGAGUAUUUCGGGGUGACUGUUCCACAAAGCAGGUAUAUGAAGAAGGGGUCAAAGCAAUUGCUCUUUCAGUUGUUGGUGGAAUCAACUCAAGUAUUUUUGCGUAUGGGCAAACAAGUAGUGGAAAGACAUAUACGAUGAUUGGAGUAACUGAAUAUGCUGUUGCUGAUAUUUUUGACUAUAUAAGAAAGCAUGAAGAAAGAGCAUUUGUAUUGAAGUUCUCAGCAAUUGAAAUUUACAACGAAAAUAUCAGGGACCUCCUCAGCAGUGAGAACACACCACUAAGGCUGCGUGAUGAUCCUGAGAGAGGACCUAUUAUAGAGAAACUUAUAGAAGAGACUCUGCGGGACUGGACGCAUUUGAAAGAGCUUCUAUCAUUCUGUGAAGCACAGAGACAGGUAGGAGAGACAUAUCUCAAUGACAAGAGUUCUCGAUCUCACCAAAUCAUCAGACUGACAAUUGAAAGUUCUGCCAGAGAAUUCAUGGGUAAAAGCAGCUCAACCACCCUAGCUGCUAGUGUGAAUUUUGUUGAUUUGGCAGGGAGUGAGCGUGCAUCUCAGGCAUUAUCUGCUGGGUCCAGAUUGAAAGAAGGCUGUCAUAUAAACCGGAGUUUACUCACUCUUGGAACAGUCAUUCGUAAACUUAGUAAGGGAAGACAAGGACACAUUAAUUACAGAGAUUCUAAGCUGACACGAAUAUUGCAGCCUUCCUUAGGUGGCAAUUCUAGAACAGCAAUCAUUUGCACUUUGAGCCCCGCACGUUGUCAUGUUGAGCAAACUAGAAACACCCUUCUUUUUGCAUGUUGUGCAAAACAAGUGACCACUAAAGCACAGGUUAAUGUAGUGAUGUCUGAUAAAGUAUUGGUCAAACAGUUGCAAAAAGAGGUAGCCAGAUUAGAGAGUGAAUUGAAAACUCCUUGUCCACCUUCAACCAAUUGUGAUUGUGCAGCAAUGAUGAGAAAGAAAAAUCUCCGAAUAGAAAAGAUGGAGAGGGAGAUUCAGGAGCUAAUUAAGCAACGUGAUCUUGCUCAAUCUCAGGUUGAGGAUUUGCUGCGCAUGGUUGGAAAUGAUCGGAAAUCUAAAAAGGAAACGGUCGACACCUGGGAAGAUGAAGAUUCAAUAUCAGAAUCAUCAAGCAUUUAUCCUUCUGAUUUACGGAUUGGAGAAUUCAACAAUCCUCACUACAUCAAUGAAAACAGUGAAAGUAGUCCCGAUAAACAUCCUGAUGAAUACUGCAAUGAAAUUCUAAGUGUUGGAAUGGAGGAAUCGAGUAAGGAUGGCUUGGAAUAUCCUGACCCAUCAGUAAGAUACAACGAGGUGUUGGCAUUAACAUGGUAUGGAGAUGAAAAUGUAACAAGUCAGGAGAUACUGACUCCUGUUGCUGAAGAUAGGGAAGAGAGACUGAACCAAGACGAUGCAACAGAUGGUGUUUUGGAGCAGAGACUCGAUUAUGCAGAGUUGAGUAAUGAUUCUCCUCUGUCUAUGUCAGGAACAGUGUCAAAUUGUAGGAAUCUUAAAUUAACAAGGAGCUGGAGUUGUAGAGAAUUCUACACGACUGGUUCUCCUGGGAAUGUGGGAGAAAUUGUGAGUACUCCGGCCAGUAGUUUUGAAAAAUGCUUCCCUGGAAGACCAGAUGGAUUACCGAGAAAGUUCCUUCCAUUAACUUACAGUGCUUCCACAAAAUUGUCAAUGAAUGGCUCUCCGCCUUCAAUUGGAACUCCAUCUACGGAUGAUUUAAGAACCAACGGCACAAGAACAUCCACUAAUGAAGAUAUUACUAGCCUCCAGACUUUUGUUGCAGGGAUGAAGGAAAUGGUCAAACUUGAGUAUGAGAAGCGUCUUGUUGAUGAUGAUCAGGAUAAGGAGGCAGAGACAACAUAUUUUAGAUUUGAAAAGAAUAUGAAGGAUGUCGGAGUGGAUUCAAUGUUAGAGGCAGCAGGAUCUCCUGUGGAAUGGCCUCUACAGUUCAAACAGCAGCAGACAGAAAUAUUAGAACUUUGGGAAGCCUGCAAUGUAUCAUUGUUCCACAGGACAUACUUCUUUCUUUUGUUCAGGGGUGAUCCGACAGACUCUAUUUACAUGGAGGUGGAGCGAAGAAGAUUAUGUUUUCUGAAAGGAACAUUUCAUGGUGGAAACGAGUGGGUGAAAGAUGCUCCGACAGUUACAUUAGCUACGAGUGCAAAGGAUGUGGAGAGGGAGAGAGAGACGCUGGUGAAGCUUAUGAAGAGAAGGCUAUCAGAGGAAGAGAGGAGGAAGGUGUACAGGAAGUGGGGCAUUGCAUUGGAUUCAAAGCGAAGGAGGAAGCAGCUGGCGAAUCGCAUAUGGAGCAACACAGAUAUGAAGCAUGUCAUGGAGAGUGCUGCGGUUGUUGCAAAGUUGGUGAGGUUCACUUGGCAGGGUGAUAAUGCCCUUAAGGAGAUGUUUGCCCUCAGCUUCUCUCCUCAUCGAAUGUCAUAUUCCUCCAAAACUACCAGGGCCUCUCUUUUCUAGGCCUUCUUCAUCCUUUAUUUUAUCUACUACAUUACUUUUUAUGUUCUUUGUUGCUGCCUAUUGCCAAACAUAUCUUAUUAUCA
This is a messenger RNA of Vigna umbellata (rice bean), 3113 nucleotides long. RefSeq names its product kinesin-like protein KIN-7E. The record is from RefSeq and is a predicted model, not a curated record. NCBI's taxonomy places the organism in Eukaryota, Viridiplantae, Streptophyta, Magnoliopsida, Fabales, Fabaceae. Gene Ontology annotation, biological process: microtubule-based movement. Gene Ontology annotation, molecular function: microtubule motor activity; microtubule binding; ATP binding.